AUGUCUUCUUCAGUCACUCCCGAAGUUCUAUGGGCUCAGCGCUCUUCCACAAGCGACCCUGAGAAGAACUAUGUCUACCUCACCAUCGGCGUUGUCGAUGUCCCACCCAAAAGUCUUAAGCUUGAUCUCAAGCCUACCGGUCUGACCUUCACCGGUACGUCAGACAGCAAGAAGACAACGUAUCAUCUCGACAUGGAAUUCUACGACGAGAUCGACGUGGAGAAUUCAAAGACGCAUCACACCCCAGCCAACAUCCACUUGGUGCUGAGAAAGAAGGAACUCAAGGAGGAAUACUGGCCACGACUGCUCAAGAACCCGGCCAAGGUCCACUACCUGCGCACCGACUUUGACAAGUGGGUCGAUGAGGACGAACAGAACGAGGCGCCCGAGGACGAUUACAUGAACCAAUUCGGCGGCGGCGGCGGCGGGCUCGGCGAAGACGGCGGCUUCGGAGGCAUUGACUUCUCAAAACUCGGCGGCGGUGGCGGCGACAUGCCAGGCAUGGAAGGCCUUGGUGGAGGCGAGGACGCUGGUGGUGAUGAUGAGGAAGAGGAUGACGAUGACAUGCCCGACCUGGAAGAAGACAAGGAAGAGGCUGAAGGUGAUGCCAAGGGCAAGGGCAAGGCGGUCGCAUAA
Molecule: messenger RNA, 636 nt
Organism: Exophiala viscosa
Lineage: Eukaryota; Fungi; Ascomycota; Eurotiomycetes; Chaetothyriales; Herpotrichiellaceae
Product: HSP20-like chaperone
Exons: 3
Coding region: 1-636 (211 amino acids)
Biological process (GO): chaperone-mediated protein complex assembly; protein folding
Cellular component (GO): nucleus; cytosol
Molecular function (GO): Hsp90 protein binding; protein-folding chaperone binding
Source: RefSeq, a predicted model, not a curated record